Messenger RNA from Kwoniella botswanensis, 2913 nucleotides. RefSeq lists its product as uncharacterized. Lineage: Eukaryota; Fungi; Basidiomycota; Tremellomycetes; Tremellales; Cryptococcaceae. Gene Ontology annotation, biological process: protein autophosphorylation; phosphorelay signal transduction system. Gene Ontology annotation, molecular function: phosphorelay sensor kinase activity; histidine phosphotransfer kinase activity. Gene Ontology annotation, cellular component: plasma membrane. The transcript is spliced from 8 exons. The record is from RefSeq and is a predicted model, not a curated record. Bases 1 to 2913 code for a protein of 970 amino acids.
AUGGAUGGGCACAACAUCGGAAGUCUCUGUAUUAUCGAUGAUAAACCUCGAGCAGAAUUCCCACCGAGAUCCAGAUUGAUACUGAAGGAAUUUGCCGCGGUCACUAUGCGAGAGAUGGAGCUUUGGCGAGAUAAGUUGCAAUUGCGGGUCCGCGAUAAAAUCCAAACUUCCAUGGAGAAAUUCACUCGAGAAUGCUUGGAGAUGGAUGCCAAUUCUUCAGCUUCAAACGCUGAAGCGGCAGCCAAGAUGGAUCAAGUCUAUUCUCGAGCAGCCCAGCUCGUCUGUUCGACACUUGAUUUAGAUGGAUCGUUCAUCCUGGAUAUCAGCCAGAUCGAGAUGGUUCAUGUCGACACCCCAGCAGGGAAGAAGACGAUCUAUCGAGCCGAUCCAUACAGUACAGCCGAACAGCAAUCACCCGUGCUAGAACGAAGUGAAACGUUCGGCCCUGUCAAUGCUUUCCCUGUGCUAGCGACGAUCCCAAGCUCGAUGCCCAGUCGAUCACUGAGCUCUCACGAACAUGAAAAAUUCUCAGAGUUCUUGCGAGAUCAUAGGGAUGGCAAAAUAUUUGAAGGUAUCGCUCCUAUAUGGAUUAGAUACAUGUUUCCUCAGAAAUUCAGGUAUGGUAUGGUGGUACCUAUCUAUGGUGUAGAUCAACAGCCUUUCGCUCUGAUCUGUGCAUACACCACCAAUAAAGCCAAACAAUUCUUAGAAGGGUACGAACUUCAGUUCCUUAGAGCCAUUGGAGUCAUCAUCUUGUCUGCUGUAUUGAGGAGAAGGAUGGUCUUAGCCGAUAAGACUAAGAGUAUAUUGAUCUCUUCGGUCAGUCACGAACUUCGAACACCCCUACAUGGUAUCCUGGCAGCAGCGGAAUUACUCAGCGAUACAUCCCUCGAUUCCAACCAACUUACUUUCCUCAAGACUGUCCAGACAUGUGGAAACUCCUUGAUCGAAACUGUAAAUCACGUUUUGGACUUUACAAAGUUAUCCGGAUCGGGAAGUGGAAAGGCUUCCAGUGGGAAAUUGGGUAAAGUCAAUUUGGCCGCGCUGGUCGAACAGACUGUAGAAGGAUGCUGGAUCGGGCAGAGAGCGAGGUUUUUCAUGGGUGAUGCGGAUAUUGGAAGUUUUUAUGCUCCGCCUACUACAAGUGGACUGGUACCGAAAUCGCAAAGAGCGCAGGUCGGAGAGAAAUUGUCUCAUGUAGAGACUGUCAUUGAUAUUGAUCAGAGGGAGAAGGGCUGGAUGGUAAGGUGUGAGAAAGGUGGUCUGAGAAGAGUCCUCAUGAAUUUGGUUGGAAAUUCGUUCAAAUUCACAAAGGAUGGAUAUGUCCAAAUCACCUUGCGAGAGAUGCCUCAUCCACCUGGAUCACGUAUGAUACCUGUUGAGAUGGCGGUGAUAGAUACUGGUAAAGGAAUAGGAAAAGACUUCCUCAAAGAUCAAUUAUUCCAUCCCUUCUCACAGGAAAACCCUCUACAAACCGGUACCGGUCUUGGUUUGGCCAUUGUCAAUUCCAUCGUUCGAUCCGAGAAUGUCAACGGGAAAGUCGACGUAUGGUCAGCCGAAGGGAUGGGUACAGAGAUCAAAGUGUCCUUCGAAGUGGAAGUGGACGAUGACGAUGAUGAUACGUCUUCCAACUCUUCACACAUCUCCUCAAGUACGACGAUGACUUUGGGUCAAGGUCUCAACGUCUCCUUCUUAUCGUUCCACCCUGAACAUCGUGGACACCGAUUAUCUCUUGAGGUACUUUCGAUGUACGCCAACGCAUGGCAGUUCGGUAUAGUCGAAGAUCCCUUGAUCAGCGAUAUCAUAGUGAUCAACGAGGAUGAAGCCCUUUUUGAGGAAUGUCGUAACAAAGGCAAACCUGUCUUAUAUGCUGUUGCAGUAAGGGGGAUGGAGGUUAAUCAAUGUUGUGAAGCUAUCAAGAAGAAUGGAGGGUUUUGUCACCUACUGUAUAAACCUAUUGGACCAACGGCAUUCUAUAAUGGAUUGGCAAAAGCUAUCGAUUGGUUGAACCAUGCUUCACCGGGCCAAUAUAAUCACAAUAUCGAUAUUGAUGUUGACGAUACUCAGUCGAACCAUAGUCAAGAUAACCAGUCAAGACCUAGUAUAUCAAGAGGAUCUUCAGGUGCUUCAGCUGAAUCCAAUUCGACCAUCAGUGAAUUAUCCAGUGUACGAUUCGCUCAACCGUUAAGAGAUCAUAGAUUACCUUUACAGAGAAGACGAUCAGAAGAGAAUGAACAGGUCCAACAAGUCAUUAGACCAUCCCUUGGACCAAGAGGGAUGACAUAUCAUGCUCCAAGACGAGUCACCUCUGCUUCUGUCGCAAGUGAUGAUACGGCUCAAUCUUCACCUCAACAGGGAUCUGCCUCGCCGACGUCUACCAUAUCGACUAUUUCCCUAGCGGAUGGCGGAGUCAUGUUGAAAGCUGCUACGGUACCUACCGAGACGCCAAGAAAGGGCAGGUCAGCGAGGGUCAUGGUGGUGGAGGAUAAUGUUAUCAAUAGGAGAGUAUUGGGAGCGUUCUUGAAGAAGAGGGGAUUCGAAUAUGCCGAAGCUGUCGAUGGAAGAGCUGGUGUUGACCUCUUUGAGAGUACGCCGCAGAAUUACUGGGACGUCAUCUUGAUGGACAUUUCCAUGCCAGUCAUGAACGGACACGAUGCGACUCGAGCAAUACGGAAGAUCGAAGCUACUCGUCGAGAUGCUCCGCAGGAUAUCCCUUUUGUCCCUCCACCCGGGAGACCAGUCUCCAUACCGCCAGUCAAGGUCGUGCAGGCCCGUGCUAAGAUAUUCGCUCUAACUGGAUUGGCAACGCAGGACGACAAGCGGGAAGCAUUUGGAAGUGGGGUAGAUGGAUAUCUCGUCAAGCCUGUUUCGCUAGCGAGUCUAGAUACGAUAUUCAAGAAAAUCGGAUUCUAG